AUGCCAGCAUCUGAAAUAAGCAACAACGCAUCACUGUCGGUAAACGUGAUGAUGCAACAAGGCAUGCAGGCGCUAUCAAAAGUACUGAAGGGCCCACUUCGAGAUCACAAAAGACCGUCUGUGGACCAAACUACUUUACAGGCUCUAUUUGGUCGAGCGGCAGAAAGAAAGAAUCUUAAAGAACUACCUAAAGCGGAUGAUGUAGUGAGCAUAGACGAAGAAUUUUCAGCGAGCCAGAGUAUCGUGGAGACAAACCAUGAGAGCUUAGCCGAUUUUGAUGAUCCAGAGUUACACCUUGAUGGCGAAGACGGUGAGAUAAUCUUCGAUUGUGGGACCCAAGAGCUGAUGGGAUCGCCAGACCAGAUUGGUGAGCAUAUCACACAAAUGCUAGAAUCAGUGCUACCGAAUGGUAUGCAAACGGGACCCGAUGGAAGGUUGCACGCAGUGGUAAAUGGCGACGAGCUCAAUAUCACAGAGGAGUCCUUUAUAGAUUUGCAAGAAGCUAUGACAAGUCUGGGACAUCUCCAAACGGCAAAGCAACGCCAACAAAAUGUUAAACGGAACCUGGAACAACUCAGGAUAAUUGAUGAACAUGAUGACGACAAAUGCAUGGAUGACGAGCCGGAAGCUGGUCUACCCAGCGAAGAAUCUUCCCAACAAUACGAGCCCAGCACAAAGAUGAAUAAUCACAAACAUCUCGACUUCGAGUAUCCCACUUCACACACGAAGCGGACACCCAACUUCACAGCACUGAUAGACCAAAAGAGUCCCCUGUGUUUGUUUUGUGAAUAUUACAUGGUUUUCGGCGAACCACCGCGAAAUAUGAUUAAGUGGUACAAUAAGAUGUACGAGUAUGAUAGCAUUCCGAGAACAAGCGACAAGCAAGAACAACAACAUCAACAUCAGCAUCAAAAGAACCGCCGUAAGAGGAAUCGUUAG
This is a messenger RNA of Torulaspora delbrueckii, 939 nucleotides long. It is a transcript of the gene IBD2, whose product is annotated as Ibd2p. The coding region runs from base 1 to 939 and encodes 312 amino acids. The record is from RefSeq and is a predicted model, not a curated record. NCBI's taxonomy places the organism in Eukaryota, Fungi, Ascomycota, Saccharomycetes, Saccharomycetales, Saccharomycetaceae. The transcript has a single exon. Gene Ontology annotation, biological process: mitotic spindle assembly checkpoint signaling.